Molecule: messenger RNA, 2738 nt
Organism: Phragmites australis (common reed)
Lineage: Eukaryota; Viridiplantae; Streptophyta; Magnoliopsida; Poales; Poaceae
Product: protein PHOSPHATE STARVATION RESPONSE 2-like
Exons: 7
Coding region: 967-2295 (442 amino acids)
Molecular function (GO): DNA binding; DNA-binding transcription factor activity
Source: RefSeq, a predicted model, not a curated record
UCCUUUGCUCAAAUUUGAAAUGAAAGAAGCACUCAGAUGCUCCAAACUCUCCAAAUAAAGCUUAUCUUCCUUCCAGAUUAGUUUUUUUUUAGGGAAAACAGUAGGGGAAACCCCUACUGUGGUAAAUAAAUAUAGAUAUAUAAUAAAAAAGAGGAAAAGAACAACUGUACAAGAAAAGAAAAAAAGAAGAAGGCCGAGAAGGCUAGGCUGAGGGAGAAACUAUAUGAAGAUGCCUAUCCAGUUAGCAACCGCCAGACUAAUAGAUGGAUUCAUUCUAUUAAGGUGUAAAAGAACAUUAUCUACAAACGAUCUCCUCCAUUGUUCAAAUGCAGGUGUUGUGUUGUUGAAGAUGAAGCCAUUUCUUAGUUUCCAAAUUUCCCAAGCAGCUAUUGUGAAGACUUCCAUGAAGAAAGGGCUGUGGAAUUCAGCUUUUGCUUUCUGAAUCAUAUCAAAGAACUGAAUUGAAUGAUCCCAAUUUACUCCUAUGGAGUUCGAGCAACUGUAGCUAAACUGACACUCAGAAAAGAGAUGAUAGGUGGUUUCCUUAAGUCUGCACAUCACACAGUUGAAAUUGUUUCCUUCAAUUUUGUAAUUUCUCCAUUUUAGAAUGUUUCUUGUAUUCAGCCUGUCCAUAAAAAGAAGCCACACAAAGACUUUGAGUUUUUUGCAGCAUUUAGAUUUCCAAAUCCACGUAAACGGUGUGCGUGGUGUAAUUGCUCUAAAAGGAAGAGCAUAGUAUUUGCUUGAUGAAUAAGAGUUGUUCCCCCAACAGUACUGCCAAGUAUCUGUUUGUCUGCCAUCUCGCCUUACUUCUUGUACCUUAGUUCUCAAGGCUUGCAGUUCUUCAAAUGCUUCUAGGAAAAUUAUUUCUUCGAGUGAUUUUUUCAAGUUUGAUGAAAUGGGUCCCAGCACUUGGCCGAUGAUGUGACUGAAGCUCCAUUUUAACAGACUGAAGUGGAUCAUCUUAUGGGUACUGCAUACAGCCAUACAUCAACCAUGAACCAGCUUCAGAAUGGAAGAAUUCCUGCAUGUCUUUCAUCAGCUAUAACUUUAGUUCCAGCAGUCUCGGAAGGGACAUUUCCUAGUUUUCUAGAGUGUCAACCAUCUUAUGUUGAAAGAGAUCUGCCUGGUAGUUCUAUCACCUCAUUCGGGUCCUCUUUGGUUGCAAGUGAUGCCCUCCAGUCAACAUGUACAUUAGCUUCCAGCUUUACCUCUUCAGACUUUCGUACCUGCAAUGAAUCACCUAAUGGGAAGCUUUAUUCUGGAUCAUAUGUUACUGAACAAUCUGAUCCUGAUACUCCAUUGCCAUCAACAUACUCAUCAUUCAAGGGUAAUUCAAGUUCUCCAUGGAUGAUUUUUCCGAAAGUAUCUGAAAACAUAAGUUGGAACCAAGAACCACUCCAAGGAGUAUUUGAUUAUCCAACAAGUGUUUAUUCCUCUAAUCAACAAAAUAUGACCACUGUUGGCCAACAAAUUCAAGACAGCAUUACGAUGGAUCCUAACACCCACCUUGCAAAGCAAACUAAAUGGUUCUCAUCUGGGACUUCAAUGCAGUUUCUUGAAUCUGCUGGAUCUGUGCUGAAGGCUGUUGAUGCAAGAAGUGCAACACGUCAAAAAAAUUCUUAUUGCCAUACACAGAGCAGCAUGCCUCCUUUCAACUGUGAUGAAGUGAGCACUGACAAUAUCCCUUCUUCAAACAGCACUCUGACCAAGUCAAGGAUGCGCUGGACACCUGAGCUCCAUGAGCAGUUUGUCGGUGCUGUUAACAUGUUGGGUGGAAGUGAAAAAGCAACUCCAAAAGCUGUCCAGAAGGUUAUGAAGGUCGAAGGGUUAACUAUAUACCAUGUAAAAAGCCAUCUACAGAAGUAUCGUACAGUUCAACAUCGACCUGAAUCAUCUGAUGCUGGUGCAUCUGCAAAGAGAAGCAGCCAAACGGAUGAAGUUUCCCUUCUACAGUUAAAAGGCUUGAGGAAUGUUGAAGGAUUAAGGACUCAGAUUGGCUUGCAGAAACAACUUCAUGAGCAAUUUGAGGCAUGCAUAUUCUUUCAAAACAAGAUGCUACCUUUUUUUUUUUUGUAUCCACUAAAAGAAAAGACACUCGUGCUUGUGUUUUCCUUUCUACAGAUCCAAAGAAAGCUGCAAUUGCAAGUUGAGGAACACAGCAAGUGCCUUGAGAUGAUAAUUGCGAAGCAGAGUGAGAGCCUUAAAAAGCUUGGAGUGUUACCAGGUUUUCAAGAUCGAUCCCAGCCGGUUUCGGUGGAGAAAAUCUACAAUUUGCCAUCGAAUAACUACUGAUUCUACAAUUCACCAUCGAAUAAAUUCUGUUUACUUCUAUACCAUCGAAUAAAUAUUUCAUUUACUUAUAUGCCAUCGGCUUCCGAUACUACCCUCCGUUGCACUGUUCAUGAACAGUAUGAACAGUACCCGUGAAUAAAAAAGUCACAAAAAAUAUGUCGAUUUUUGUGCACGCUCUAUAAUUCAUAAUCAACCCGUUUUAACUGUAUUCACCUAAAAAUAUUGUAUAGAAUUCAAACUAAAAUUCUUCAAAAUAUACUACUUUUAUAACUUCUUGCAAUUUUUAAGCCUCAUAAAAAUUUACAAAAAAUCUGAGAAAAUUUACUAAUAUUCCUCUAAUGUGAUGUAAUAAUUUCUAAAAUUAUCUCCCGCGGUGAAAAAAUUAGUUCUUUGUAAUGCACAGUAUUACAAAAGUAGCUCAUUUUGAGAAAUUUUAGUUUGAA